GAAGAUCAGAGGAGCGUUUGACCCCUGAACCUGCGUACACGACCCCACCUGCAGAUAGGUAGCUCCUGGGCAGCUGCACAGACUUAAAUCCAUCUAAAAUGUCACAGUUCUGCACCAUGUCGGACAGCGAGAGGAAGAAGCGAGCCGCAGCCAUUUGCCGAGAGGUCCAUGGUACCAACGGUGACACAAUAGACCUGGGGAAGAAGCUCAGCACCCCAAAAGACAUCAUGCUGGAGGAACUAUCUUUGCUCUCUAACAGAGGGUCAAGGCUGUUUAAAAUGCGACAGAGAAGAUCAGACAAAUAUACGUUUGAAAGUAUCCAAAAUGAGGCAAAUGCACUGCUCAAUAAUGACAUUAUAGAUAUGAAUACUCACACAGUGGAAAUCAGUGUUGGUGCACCAGACCAGCAAAAUACUACAAAUCCUGAAGUCACUGUCUCAGCCUCAGCAACAGAGAAACUGAAUGCUACUGCUUCGCACAAGUCGUACCACUCUCCCUGGGAGGAGGCCAUCCUGAGUGACCCUGACCUGGCUGAAACGCUCAAAGUGGGAAUGCCUGUCCCUAACCCCAGAUCGGAGCUGCCUGAAUACAAGUGCUUUAACCGAGUGGCUACACCUUUCGGAGGUUUUGAAAAGGCUCCCAGAGGAAUCACGUUCAAACUCCCAGAGCUGGACCUGAACCCGCCCAAGUAUCCAGAGCUGCAGGACCCGGGGCUUAGGAGGCCCACCUUCAAUAGGACGGCCCAGGGGUGGAUCUCAGAGGGCACCCAUCUCAUCGUGCCCACCAUCACCCUGGAGCCACCCACAGUCCCGGAGUCUGAUGACCUGUAAUGUGAACACAAGUGUUCAGUCAUCAUCAAUAAACAUAGUUGCAGUUUUGUUAGUUGUCUUACAAUAAAAAUACAUUUCUAGUUGAAGGAGUGUUUACUGCAUAUUUAUGUACAUACCAAAAUAUAGCUAUGUAUAAUACAAUUGUAAAUUAUGUAAUGUGAAAAUGGGAUGUAAAUAAAAGUACAAAAUAAAAGAAUUGAUAACUG
Molecule: messenger RNA, 1036 nt
Organism: Periophthalmus magnuspinnatus
Lineage: Eukaryota; Metazoa; Chordata; Actinopteri; Gobiiformes; Gobiidae
Gene: myoz2b
Product: myozenin 2b
Exons: 6
Coding region: 99-830 (243 amino acids)
Cellular component (GO): actin cytoskeleton; Z disc
Molecular function (GO): FATZ binding; actin binding; telethonin binding
Source: RefSeq, a predicted model, not a curated record